Messenger RNA from Microtus oregoni (creeping vole), 5667 nucleotides. RefSeq names its product Rieske Fe-S domain containing (gene Rfesd). The record is from RefSeq and is a predicted model, not a curated record. Bases 884 to 1354 code for a protein of 156 amino acids. Gene Ontology annotation, molecular function: 2 iron, 2 sulfur cluster binding. The transcript is spliced from 4 exons. NCBI's taxonomy places the organism in Eukaryota, Metazoa, Chordata, Mammalia, Rodentia, Cricetidae.
GCGGAGCUUUCCGGCGCGCUGCUUCCGGUCCCUCGGAGGGCGGGCCUGGGCUUCCGGUGGCGGCCGGCGGCGGUUCUGAGCCGGCGGGGCCGCACUCUCCUGCUGCUGCGCCGACAGUCGUGAAAGCUGAUCCUCAGGUCCCUCGCACCCCCGUGUCCUAGAAUGGCCGCUGGGACUGCGUCUUGGUGCCGGCUCGGUCCGUCGCUGCCUUCUGAGCCGAACUGCAGGGCUCUUCCCGGCGGCAGCACCCAGCUGUAAAUAGCAGAGGUGUAUUAAAGCAGUUUCCGUCCCCGCACUCUGUGAUGACGACCUUUAAUGCAGCACAGCCCCAAAUCAAGCGUAUUCCAGGGAUUCAGACUCAGGCGAACCUUCUUGUCCUCUUUAAUACCAGACGCUGGCGGUAAUUUGCUCAGCUGCAUGACUUCAUUAAAAUUGAGCAGGUGUUUUUUUUAAAUAUUUGUGGAUACAGUCUUGUGCAUUAGCACUCCUAGACCAGGAACCAUGUUUCCUGAUACACGUAUGCACCGCUAAUAUAAAGACCUCUAUGCAUUUUUGCUGAACGGCUUUUGUGGCUUUCAAGAUGACUUUCUUUCAGGUCACAUGUUCUUAUAAAUCGCUGACUGCUAAUUACAUGAAAGCAAUACCUAGUUAGCUCAGGAGUAAUGAGCCUUUACAUGCAGUGUCCAAGCUAGUAGUCAUUCAUCAAAUGUAGCUGGCCGUAUGUUUUUAUUCAUCCAAAGUGAUAUAAAACUGCUAAAGCAUUUUCCCUCCCUGAGCCUAAAACCAAGUGUGUCACCGUGGAGAUAAGCAUUGGGAUAGUGUGUGGGCCAAGUGCUUGCUUGCUCUUAGAGCGCCUUAGUCAUUGCUUAAGAGGAGUCACACCAUGGACCCUGAAGUCUCUGAAGAAGGUGGUGACGACAAGAACACUUCUGUCUGUGUUGGCCGAGAGGAUGACAUUAGAAAGUCGGAAAGAAUGACAGCUGUUGUCCAUGACAGAGAAGUGGUCAUUUUCUACCACAAAGGGGAAUACCAUGCUAUGGACAUUCGCUGUUACCAUUCUGGAGGACCCUUACACUUGGGAGAAAUUGAGGAUUUCAAUGGACAACCAUGUAUAGUUUGCCCCUGGCAUAAAUACAAAAUCACUUUGGCAACAGGAGAAGGAUUAUACCAGUCUAUAAACCCUAAAGACCCAUCAGCAAGACCUGAGUGGUGCUCCAAGGGAAUAAAGCAAAGGAUACACACUGUGACAGUGGACAAUGGCAACAUUUAUGUGACACUUUCUAAGGAGCCUUUUAAAUGUGACUCUGAUUAUUAUGCUACUGGUGAAUUCAAAGUGAUUCGGAGUUCUUCCUGAUUAAAAAAUACAUAUGGCAGCAAAAUUACGUGUAUGUUUAAAAAUAUUUUACAGUUAUUUUGUUCCAGUACCAAAGAUAAUUUUUUUCCAACAUAGGUACAUGUAACUUUAAAAACCACCGGUUUUUCCAGGGCCUGCAGAUGGGCCAGUGGCUCAGAGCUCUUGCUCUUCUUCCUCACCCUCACACCUCACAGUCGCCUCUGACUCCAGCUCCAGGGAAUCUUCUGGCCUGUGUGGGCACCAGCACACAUCUCAUAAAUAAAAAUAAAAGCAAGUAUUUUUUAAAGUCCUGGAUUUGGUGGUUUUGAAAUCACGUUUACUUUAGUAUGACUCUGGGCCACUGAAGGUCGACAGAAUACAUCCCAUCCCUCUCUGGACUGAUUGGAAUCUGUCCUUUAGAGGCUCAGAUGAUCCAGUUAGGAAGGUUACAAGGUCAGUAACAGAUAAAACAGAAGGUGUAACAGGAAAAGUUGAAGUGGGAGAAGAUUUCUUUAAAUCCGCAGGUUUAUUUGGGAACAGUCAAAGAAUGGCCUCCAUCCCUCUCUUCUAUGGUUCCCAGCAUUCUUCUGUUCUUGUGUUGCUUUGUCCACAAAUUAUCUGCCUCCUGUUUUAAAUUAUGGUUUUUACAGUUUUAAAAGUAAAAUUAGGUAUACUGAGACACUCAAAUUUUAAUUGUAUACUUUUGCUUACAAAUGUUUAGCAGACAUUUAUUUAUAUGUCAAAAUUGCUUCUAAUGAGGCCAAUGUAUGUGUUGAACUUAAAAAUGAGAAACUUAAAACUAGGCAUACUGGUACACAUCUCUGAUUCCAGCAUUCUGAGGCAGAGGCAGGUGGAUCUCUGUGGUUUUGAGGCCAGUCUGGUCUACACGGUGAGCUCCAGGCAGCCAGAGCUCCAUAGUGAGACCCUACAGGAGAGGGAGAAGGAGGGUGCUAGAUGUCAAAACCAAAUAAAACUUGGUUUGACUUGUCUCUUAACAGGGCUAAUUUCUGAAUUUAAAAAACCACCCACGUUAGCAAAGUCUCUUAGGAACCAAAGUAUUUUGUUUGCAUGAAACUUUCAAAUAGAAGUUUAAAAGAAUUUUGGAGAACAGUUUGUGCGUACGUGCAUGUGUGUGUGUGCGCACGCGCACCCGGCAUGUGCGUGUGUGCGUGUGUGUGUGUGUGUGUGCACGUGCGUGUGUGUGUGCGUGCCUGCAUGUGCAUGCAUGUGUGUGUGUGUGUGUGUGUGUGUGUGUGUGUGUACAGAUUCCCAUAAAUGUGUAUGUAGUAUUUGUUCCUCAGAGUUUACAAGCAGACUGAUGUUCUCUUGGUUUACCCUGACCUUACUACACCAGUAAUUUGUGGCCACUGCUGCUCUGACUGCCUAGGACCCAUAUCGUGCUUUUUAUUGAGCAUAUAGAGCAGCACCCUGGUGUCUGUCAUGCAGAACUUAGCACUCACUCAGUAAAAUGUAGGUGUAAAUGGGGCCAAAAAGGGUGUGUAGGUUAUGAAUUCGUGGUGAGACUGUUAAAAAUAAAACUAAGUCUCAAACAUAGUAAUUUUCAUGAUGCAGGGUGAAUUAAGUGUCUAUACCUAGUGCUUAACGUUCUCCUUCACCUGGAUUCUUUCACUGGGUUGUUGUGAAAAUGAGCCAGGAGCCCCGGAGAGACGACUGGCUAGCAGCACUCACUGCUCUCGCACAGGGGACUGCAGUGUGGGCCGCGGCACCCACCUAGUGACUCACGGGUGCUUGGACCUCCUGCUGUAUAGUAGUACAUUUCCUUUUCUUUUGGGAUAUGGGUCACAUCACAAAAGUUACUCAUUUCUGAGAACACUAACAAGCCAGACUUGGACAUUUCAACAAUGUUUCCAUCAACAGUUACUCUCUGGGUUCAGAAAAUAUGCCAUCUCUGGGCAGAGUUCAUACCAGCCUGUUAUUUCUUGGAUAUUCACAAAUCUUAUCAUAUCUUAGAAUAUAAAGUGCUUGAAAGCAACUGAAGUUGCGCCAUUCAGCAAAUCUAGGACUUGGUUUAGGCGACCAAGAAUAGCAGCAUUUCUGUCAGGAGCCAAUGGCAGUGAUGGACAAUAUGGAGUCUUGUUCUAAAUUUUUAUCUUUAAAUUUGGAAAUAAAAGUGAUCACUUUGCCAGGUUCAGUGCUGUGACCCUGUACUCCUGGCAUCUCAGGAGGUUGAGGCAGGACAAUCAUUUGAGCCAGGAAUUCAUAGCCGGAAUGAGGAUAUGACCAAACUCCAUUAAUAGAUAACAACCUCACCUUAUCAUUCUGUCUUAUCAGAUAUGCAAUUUUUUUAUAAAUUUAUGGCAUCUGAAUUUCAAGUCCUUCAUAACUUUACAAAUGACUUAUAAAAUCAGUAGAGAGACUUGGCUACUCUGCCUGUAAAUAUAAAGAAAUACAGUUUUUACUAUCUCUGAAAGUGUAGCAUUUUUUAAAUAAAGUUUUUGUCUGCCUGUAUGUAUGCACACCACACUCCAUCUGGUAUGCAGAAGCCGGAAGAGGGCAGUAGAUCCCCAGGGGCUGCAGUUGCAAACAGUUGUGGGUGCUAAGAACCGAAUCUGGCCUCUCUGUAAGAGAAGCAAGUGCUCUUAACUGAGCCAUCUCUUCAGCCUCAAAAUGUAUAACUUUUAGUUAUGAAAUUUUCCUUUCCAAAUAAGCAUUUAGAAUAAUUCUUAAUUAAAAAUAUAAAUGAAUUAGGAAUACAUCAAUAUUAUAAACAGUGUAAACUCUAGCCCAACAAAAUAUGAAUUCUCUUAUUCGUUAAAAAUAUUGUAUAGUCAGGGCAGGGAAGUUGCUCAGUGGUUACGGGCAUGUUCUGUUCUUCUAGAGGACCUGUGUUUGGUUUCCAGCAUCCUUGUCAGGUGGCUCCCGGAGAUUUGACACUCUCUUCUGGCCUGUUUAGGUACCUGCACAUUUACUAUGUAAAAUAUGUAAAAAAAUAAAAAAUACUGGGUAGUCAGACAUUUCUUCUACGUCGUUUCCUUUUAUUCUGUAUGCCGUAUAAAUACAAGAGAAUGAUGUCAUCAUUUUCCCUGCUCUGCCCCUUUAAAAAGAGCAUUCAGCAUAUGAAAACUAGUCUUCUGGUUUUGUCUGAUGAGAUGUUCCCAUGGAUGGAUGACUGCUAAGCUCUCUGGAGUGGUAUUUGUCUCUGGAUCUCUCAUUCAUUCAGUUCAGGUGAUUGGUCAAACACAGAGUGUAAAACCUGGAUCUUGUUACUCUGCUUGUUGGCAGGAGGCUUAGUGAGAGUCGCAAGGUGGUCCGGCUUCUCCGGCAGUGAUCUGUAAGGUUUCGCUGUGAUUUCACCUUCCGAGAACAUGGGCUGUGGAAGCGCAGGCUCAGAAAAGGCUUUCCUAAAGUUCUCACUCUCUCUGUUUUGCCUUAGGGAUUCUUCUUCUUGGAAAAUGUUCUUUAUCUUUGCCAGCACGGCAUUAACACAGACUGCCUGUAUCAAUAAAAAAUGUUGAAAAGUAAUGUUUCUUUUUAAGAUACUAGCAGCUACACACAAAAAGUCAGUAACAUGUCUAAUAUAGUCAAUAAUCUACAUGUUUUAAUUUAAAAUGCCCUUUGAGGAAACCCUGACACAUGGCAAGCAAUAGAUUGAUUCCUUAUCCUAAGUAUGGAAAAGUGUUUAAAUAAAAUAUGCAUAAGACUAAUCUCAGAAGUGAGAAAUGCAGCAAGUUUAUUCAUUCAGCUUAUUCUGCAUUCCUGAUGAUGGCAGUGAUCCUAGAGGGAGGGGCACAGCAUCGGUCACGGUCACGAAGCUAAAGGAACUAGUUUACCUUACAGAAGAACUGCCUGAGGAUAAAUACUGCAGUGUUUCCUCCCUCUUCUUCAGAUUUCUAGUAGAACCUUUAUUGCAGUGACACAUUACUUCGUUGUGAUAUUUCCGUGCAUGUGUAUAUUGCAUCUGAAUCUCAUCCACCCUCUCUUCACCAGUGCCUUGCCUCUCUGGUAGCCCGUCCACUAGUGUAGGUGUUUUAAAAGAUCAUUAUAGUUCAUACGCAAUGAGACAAAACAUACAAUACUUUCUUUUCAGUGUCUUUCUGCUUAACAGGAUGACCUCAGGUUCAUUCUUUCAAUUUGUUCCAAAUGAUAUAAUUUUAUCUCCAGGGUUUAUUCUGCAUUGAUUGGAUGAUCAUGCCACUUUUGUCUUCCUUCUGUUUUAUACUGUAUUAAAUGUAUUGAUUUACAAAUGCAGAACCAUCCUAACAUCCCUGAGGUGAAACUGACUUAAUCAUGUUGGAUGCUUUUUUAAGGUAUAGUUCUGAGUUCAGUUUGCAAGUAUAAUAUUAGGAAUUUUUGCUCCUAAUUAAUUUCAAAGA